UUUAGUUUCCGAGAAGAAAUUGCCAAGUUUCUUACUGAAUAUGCAAAUGCUUCAGUACCACUAGAUCCAGAACAUAUUAUUGUUAUGAAUGGUUGCUGUGCUGUCUUUGCAACUCUUUCAACUGUGUUGUGUGAUCCUGGAGAUGGAUAUCUUAUUCCAACUCCAUAUUAUGGUGGCAUAAAUUCCAAAACUUGGCUGUAUGGUGGAAUGCAACCUGUUCAUGUACCCUUACUCAGUGAGGUAGCUGAUGAAGGAAGCCAGCCUUUUCAAUUAACAGUUGAAAAAUUAGAAGCUGCAUAUCAGAGAGCCAAAGAACAGGGCAUCCGAGUCAGAGCAUUAAUCCUGAUCAACCCUCACAAUCCAUUAGGGGACAUUUACCCAGCACAGUUACUGAAAGAAUGUCUAGAGUUUGCGCACAGGUAUGAGUUACAUGUAAUAAUGGAUGAAAUUUACAUGCUGUCAGUAUAUGGUGAUACCACAUUCACAAGCAUCCUUAGCUUAAGGAGUUUACCAGAUCCAGACAGGACCCAUUUUAUGUGGGGAUUUAGCAAGGAUUUUGGCAUGUGUGGUGUCAGAGUUGGAGUGUUAUACACCAGAAACCAUUCUAUCAGGAAAGCAGUUAAUCAGCUGGUGGUUUUCCAUGGAUGUCCUGGCCCUGUGCAGCACGUUCUCCAACAAAUCCUUAGAGACAGAGAAUGGCUGGAUAAUGUGUUUUUCCCAAUAAAUAAAAAAAGAUUAAAAGAAGCUCAAAACAUUCUUGUGGAAGGUCUUGCAGAGAUUGGAAUACCUGUUUUAAAAAGCUCAGGAGGAUUAUACGUGUGGGCUGAUUUCAGGAAGUAUUUACAAACACAGACAUUUGAAGCUGAAAUCGAUUUAUGGAUGAAGAUUCUCAAUGAAAAACUUUUGAUUAGUCCUGGGAAGGCCUUCUGCUGUUAUGAACCCGGAUGGUUUAGACUAGUCUUCUCAGAUUCUGUAGAUAAGAUUACUUUGUGUAUUCAGAGACUUCAACAAAUGCUAUGUGAUAAAAUGGAUGAACCUGUUACUAUUUGUUCAUCUCCUGAAGGAAACAAAUGUAUUGAGUCAGAUGACAAUGUGUCUGCUAAUGUCAUAAAUACACCAGUGGAUGAUAUGUCAGAGGGAUAUUCACAGCUGAAGAAAAUAACUGUAUUCUAAGAUCUGGACUGCUAAAACAAAUAACAACCUCUCUGUUUUUAUGUAUCAUGAGACUCCCCUUUCUUUUCUUUUUAUAUAACCACA
Messenger RNA from Python bivittatus (Burmese python), 1257 nucleotides. The record is from RefSeq and is a predicted model, not a curated record. Lineage: Eukaryota; Metazoa; Chordata; Lepidosauria; Squamata; Pythonidae.